AUGACUGAUGUCAUUGCCUCGAAGCACUUCCAGAACUACUUCGAUACUACGUCCACUUCUUCCAUCAUAGGUGCUAUUAACUCGACAUUCAGCGGAGGUGCUGUAUUCGGAGCGCUGUUUGGCGGAGUCAUUAUGGAUAAGUUCGGCCGAAAAAAGACUAUCGGCAUUGGUGCCUUUAUUUGCACGGUCGGCGCAGUCCUUCAAGCUGCUGCUUACCAUCUUGCCACGAUGUUGGUUGGACGAAUCAUUGCUGGCUUCGCCGUUGGCUUGCUCUCCAUGAGCGUCCCAGUAUAUCAAUCAGAAUGUGCAAGCCCUAAGAACCGGGGUCUCAUCGUUGGACUUGCCCAGCAAAUGAUCGGAGUCGGCUUCAUUGUAUCUACAUGGGUUGGUUACGGCAGUCAUCACAUGCCCGAUACUCCGUCCUUCCAGUGGCGAUUCCCCCUUGCGUUCCAGGCAUUUCCUUCUGCUCUGUUGUGCUUGGGCAUGCUUUGGCUCCCAGAGACUCCUCGCCAUCUUAUUGCUACUGACCAGUUGGAUGAUGGCAUUAGGACACUCCGAAAGCUACACUUUAACGGCUCGAACGGGGAGUGA
Messenger RNA from Fusarium poae, 591 nucleotides. RefSeq lists its product as uncharacterized. The transcript has 3 exons. Gene Ontology annotation, biological process: transmembrane transport; carbohydrate transport. NCBI's taxonomy places the organism in Eukaryota, Fungi, Ascomycota, Sordariomycetes, Hypocreales, Nectriaceae. The coding region runs from base 1 to 591 and encodes 196 amino acids. Gene Ontology annotation, cellular component: membrane. The record is from RefSeq and is a predicted model, not a curated record. Gene Ontology annotation, molecular function: carbohydrate:proton symporter activity.